Messenger RNA from Apodemus sylvaticus (European woodmouse), 696 nucleotides. RefSeq names its product stAR-related lipid transfer protein 9-like. Gene Ontology annotation, cellular component: centriole; cytoplasm; nucleus. Gene Ontology annotation, molecular function: microtubule binding; microtubule motor activity; ATP binding. The record is from RefSeq and is a predicted model, not a curated record. The transcript has 7 exons. The annotation marks the transcript as partial. NCBI's taxonomy places the organism in Eukaryota, Metazoa, Chordata, Mammalia, Rodentia, Muridae. Gene Ontology annotation, biological process: spindle assembly; microtubule-based movement.
GGCUGCGGUCCGGAGGCGCGUGGGACGGGCGGGGCAGUCUGUGGCUCUUGCAGUGCCCGUGGCUGGGUCUGUUCGCUGGACGCCGGCCAGGGAUGCUUCCGCCGGACCGCUGUGUGGGUCUUGGGUUGUGGCGGAGGGAUGGCGAAUGUGCAGGUGGCCGUGAGGGUCCGGCCUCUCAGCCAGCGGGAGACCAAAGAAGGGGGAAGAAUUAUUGUGGAAGUUGAUGACAAAGUGGCAAAAAUCAGGAAUGUAAAGGUGGACAGUCGACCAGAGAGCUUUGGAGACACCCGGGAGAAGGUUGUGGCAUUUGGCUUUGAUUACUGCUAUUGGUCAGUCAACCCAGAGGACCCUCACUAUGCAUCUCAGGAAGCGGUGUUCCAGGACUUGGGGACUGAAGUACUGUCUGGAGCAGCCAAAGGCUACAACAUAUGUCUCUUUGCCUAUGGGCAGACAGGCACUGGGAAGACAUACACCAUGCUGGGGACUCCAGCCUCUGUUGGGCUGACUCCAAGGAUAUGUGAGGGUCUCUUCAUCAGGGAGGAUGACUGUGCCUUGCUCCCUUAUUCCCGUAGCAUAAAAGUAAGCUUCCUGGAAAUCUACAAUGAACGGGUGAGAGAUCUUUUGAAGCAAUCCAAUCAAAAUAAGUCUUAUACCUUAAGAGUCAGGAGCACCCAGAGAUGGGGCCCUACGUUCAAG